ACCACAGCAGAGUAAGGUGUCAAAACAUAGUAGAAUUGGAGUUCCUGAAAGUUUGUCAGAAGAGUUGUACUUGACUUUCCAAGGACAGAAAGUUGGUUGAAGAGGAAUUGUAAAGGAAGGAGAAGUAGGUGUUGUGCUGCAGUUUUCUUCUAGUUUCUUGUGAGUUUGCUUCAAGAGCCUAAAUCAAUGGCGGAACAAGAGUGACAUUUGGACUUUGAUUGACUGAUCAGGGUCGUUACCUCUGCACCGACAUGUGUCCAAGCUCUGCCAACAGGACGUUGAGAUUGUACUGCACCAUCAGGCACCUCAUGAGCCUUCUCAGGAAGCACCCUCGUCUCGCCAAGGCCUCGCUCUACAGAUAUUCACUGCCGUCACCCACUUAUCCUUCCAGAUUCACAAGAAAAGCCACGUUUCGAAAAUUAAACCGCGGUGACACAGGAUUUAACGCUCACAGCUUCAAACAUCCACAGGUUGUGCGUUUUUACUCCUCUUCCAAUAGGGAUGUAUUCAAAGCCGAAGCUCCCAUUGGGAUCUUUGAGGAGGCACAGAGCAGUGUUCAUUGGAAUUCACUGGGAGGACGUCUCGGCCAAUCGUUUCAUCGACUGUCCAGACACAUUAACAACUACUUCAAGAUUAAGGACAUCGUACCUCUAGCUGCAAAUGCCUGUCUUGUUGCCGCAACGCCGGCAUUCCCUGGCAGGUCCCAGAGGCGCAGUCUGAGUCAACGAGGAGCCAGAGAGAAAAGUGUCUCAGAGGACAAAGACACCCCACAGGUCCGUGAAUGCAAAAACCAACAGGAGAGCUCAGUAAAAAUUCCUUCAACCCAGGAAAGGCCUGCACUGCAAUUAUUUCACAUCAGCUCUUUGGCAACCAGAUUCGGAGAGAGCUACACCUACGUGGCUAAUCACAUUAACUCUGUCUUUUCCCAGGGUUUUGCAAAAGUGGAAUUAGAGGAGAAUGUUAAAAUGUCUUCCACCAUAGGGACACACAGGAGGCAGAGGAGAAAGAAAAUGUCAAACACUUGUAUUGUAAACGCUGAAGAAGUGACAUCCAGUGUUGAACAGGCAACAGUUGAACAGAAAGAUUUCUCCAGCAGCUGGGAGGAGGGCUACCUUCACUUUGCCAGACACAUCAAUAAAUACUUUGGUGCAAAGGUGUCAGAUGAGGUUCAGAGCAGGAGAGAGGAACUUCCUGUGGAAAAGACUUCUCCACGUUCAACACAGUCUACCUCACAGAGUCAAGGUGCCACGUCCCGACUAAAGCAAGAGGAUCCCACCAGCCCUGAAACUGGAGGCCUUUUCCACAGCAGCCACGUCGCAACAAACUUUGGGGAGAACUAUUUCCAGACGGCCAGUCACAUCAACCAGUAUUUCAAUGGUCAAAGUGAACUGGAUGAGGAGACUGAUGGAAAACGUACAUCAGUGGAUUCAGGAUCUGAAACCUCUGAGAGACUCGGAAAGACUGUGACUUUAUUGGAUUUCCUUCGCCACCCUACAAGUGCCAUCCCUGACUUCCUGGGAACUUACCUCAAACUGGGCCCUUUGUCACAGACUCGUGUUCCCAAACCUGCCAUGACUGCACGGGGGGCGAUAUUAAAUAAAAAGAUCAUCUUGAGUCGGAGGCAGGUGGAGGAACUCACAUGUGGGUUGAUUGGCAGUCUGGGACUGGCCUCAUCUCCAGGAGCUCUGGUCGCCUGCGUGGAGGCGCUCAACGAACACCUCAUCCUUCACCCGUCAUGCAGAGCUUUAAUGUGGCAGGACAAAACUGCAGUCACACUGCUGAGGAAGAGACGAAGCUACAGGGACGACCAUGAUCUUCAAAGCGCCUUGAGAGAAACCUUGGCUCUGAUUGGCUAUGUGGAGCCAGUCAAAGGCAGCGGCAUUAGGGUGCUCUCGAUCGAUGGUGGUGGCACAAGAGGAGUGGUGCCUCUGCAGGUGUUAAAGCUACUGGAAGAAGAAACGGGCAGAAAGAUCCACCAGCUGUUUGACUACAUCUGUGGAGUGAGCACAGGUGCCGUUCUGGCCUUCAUGCUGGGCCUGGCUCGUUUUUCCCUGGAGGAGUGUUUCGACAUGUAUCGGCGAUUUGGCUCCGAGGUGUUUCGUCAGAACCCGCUGGUCGGCACCGUGAAGAUGGGCUGGAAUCACUCCUACUACAGCACUGAGACGUGGGAAAACAUAUUACGAGAAAAGCUGGGAAAUAAAGUUCUUAUUAAAACAGCCAGAGAUGAGUUGAGUCCAAAGGUUUCUGCAGUGAGUGCAGUGGUAAACUGGGGCACCAGUCCAAAGGCCUUUGUCUUCCGCAACUACAACCACACACCCGGCUCUCUCAGCCGCUACGCAGGAGGCUCAGGAUACCAGAUGUGGGAGGCGGUCAGAGCAUCAUCAGCUGCCCCGGGAUACUUCCAGGAGUUCACCCUGCAAAGUGACAUUCACCAGGAUGGAGGAAUCCUCCUGAACAACCCCUGUGCCUUGGCCGUCCACGAGAGCCGUCUGCUGUGGCCCAACCAGCCCUUCCAGUGUGUGCUGUCCCUCGGCACCGGUCGCUAUGACAAUACUACGAGGGGCCCCGCCACCUCCACCAGCCUGAGGGCCAAAAUCAGCAACCUGAUCUGCAGCGCCACAGACACCGAGGGGGUCCACACCCUUUUGGACGACCUGCUCGCCCCGGACGUCUACUUCCGCUUCAACCCCAUGCUGAGCGCCUUGGUGUCGCUGGACGAGAGCCGGCCGCGCGCCAUGAACCAGCUGCAGAGAGACACCCAGAUCUACCUGGAGAGAAACCGGCUCAAGUUGGCGAGGCUCUGUUUGGUGCUCGGGCCAGAGCGGUCGGCUGUGAGCAGAACCAAAGACUGGAUGAGCGAGCGGGCCUGGGAGAUGAAACAGAGAUGGGUGUGAGGAGGUACAAGACAAAUCUAGAAGAAGAUGCAUAUUCCUCUGUGCAGGUGCUCACAUACACAGACUGUGGUCACAUGAGUGCACCAACACCGAUCAGCUGCAACACUAAAACCUCCUACCUGUUUUAGUUUGGUGAAAUGUACAAGGAGGUUAUGUUUUCACCUCUGUGUGUUUAUUUGUAAGCAAGAUUACAGAAAAACAACAGAAUAGAUUUCAAUGAAACCUGGUGGAAGGAUACGGUAAAGAGUCAGGGAAGAGACAGUUACAUUUUGGUAAAGAUCCAGGACUUUUGUGCAGAUAUUCACUUCAUCCAGAAGAUGGAGGCAGCAGAUAUAUUUAUUUUCAUACCACUGUGAUACCACAUCCAGUAUAUGGCUGCAGACUUGUACCAUUUCUCUAUAAUUUUAUCCUUGAUUUAUUGCUGAUCAGCAUGCAUCAGCUUAGAAUGUGGAACAAUUACCAUCAUUUAUUACAGAUUUUCGAUGAAUUAAAAUUUAAUUAAAUACAAGACAAGCUUCAGAGGGAUAAAGAAGCCAGACAGUUGCUGACAAAUUGGUUAAGACUGUUAUUAGAUUGUAUUUUAAUGAUAAUUAUUUUUUCCUGUAUAAAAUAUAAAUGCAACGUUGUCAACAGGUCUCACAUCUGUAAAACAUUUUGUUUGACUUCUUGACGUAGACGCACAAAACGAAUAUGCACAUUAAUAACACAAGCACUCUCAUGCACUUUGUUUGAAAAGCUUUGUGCAAGUUUCAUAUGUGAAACUGUUUAUUAGACACAACUAUAACUCUUUUAAAAUGUAUUUCUCAGAGUUGUUGACUAUUAUAUAAGAUAUAAACUAUGUCACAAUAUGUUUUUGUUGUAUCAUAUUGUACAAUUG
Messenger RNA from Hippoglossus stenolepis (Pacific halibut), 3771 nucleotides. Its product is annotated as calcium-independent phospholipase A2-gamma. Gene Ontology annotation, cellular component: membrane. The transcript is spliced from 9 exons. The record is from RefSeq and is a predicted model, not a curated record. NCBI's taxonomy places the organism in Eukaryota, Metazoa, Chordata, Actinopteri, Pleuronectiformes, Pleuronectidae. Gene Ontology annotation, biological process: arachidonate metabolic process. Bases 252 to 2894 code for a protein of 880 amino acids.